UAUUGUAGACAACAGAAAUUAAAAAGUGAAUUGAUCUAAUAUUAGAGUUUAUUAAUUUUUUAUCAGUAAAAAAAUAUUGAAUUAUGAUUUUAAUGAUAUUUUAAAUUAAAUUGCAUAAAAUGAUUGUUUAUAAUUCUCGAAUUUUCAAUUCCUCAUUCCGUAUUGCAUUUUCAAAUAAAAAUAAACGAACAUUUAAAAAUGGAUCGUGGAUCAUGCCUAAAUGUGGUUACGAUACUGGAAUUAAGAUAUAUAAUUGCAUAACUAAAACAAAGGUGCCUUUAAUUCUUCAAAGCAAUAAAGUAACAUCUUGGUAUACUUGUGGACCUACUGUAUAUGACUCCACACAUAUUGGUCAUGCUAGUUGCUAUAUGAAGCUUGAUAUAAUUCAACGAAUUUUGAAAAAUUAUUUUAAUAUAGAAAUAGUCACGGCAAUGAAUAUUACAGACAUUGACGACAAAAUUAUUAGAAAAGCUAAGGAGUGUAAUACAAAUUCUCAAACGAUUUCUCAAAUGUACGAAAGAGAAUUUUGGAAUGAUAUGAAAAGUCUAAAAAUACAAAGACCAGACAUUAAAAUUAGAGUUACUGAAAAUAUUCCAUAUAUCAUUGAUUUCAUUUCGAAACUACUAAAAUAUAAUCAAGCAUAUAUUGGACAAGAUAACUCAGUGUAUUUUCAUGUAAACAAAUAUAAAAAUUAUGGUAAACUACAAUUUUUGAAUAAAGACGAAUUAUACGAGUACAAAGGAUGUUCAAUUAAAAAAGAAAAUAUUGAUUUUGCUCUAUGGAAAGCUCAAAAAGAAAUAAAUGAGCCAGCUUGGACUACACCUUGGACAACGGCAACAAAUGGGCGACCGGGUUGGCAUAUAGAGUGCAGCGCCCUUGCAACAAAAAUAUUUGGCGAUAAAAUAGAUUUUCAUUGUGGAGGUUUGGAUUUAAAAUUUCCUCAUCAUGAAAAUGAAGAAGCCCAAAGCUGUUGUUAUCACAAUACAGAUCAAUGGGUUAAUUAUUGGUUGCACACAGGUCAAUUAAAUUUAAAAGGCCAAGAGCAAAAAAUGUCAAAAUCUUUGAAAAAUACAAUUAAUGUUAGUGAGCUUUUACAAAAAUAUACUUCAGAUGAAUUUCGAAUGGCUUGUGCUUUAUCAAAUUAUAGAAAUUCAAUGGAAUUUUCAGAUGAGCUAAUGAUCUUGGCUAAAACAACUUUAAAUAAAUUUGAUUCAUUUUUGUCAGACUGUCAGGCCUAUUUAGAUGGUAAAACACAAAUGGGAGAAAUAGAGCCAAGUUAUAUAUUAAAAGGAAUUCAUAAAACAAAAAAUGCAAUUGAUACAUCUUUAAAAGAUGAUUUUGAUACAUCAAAAUGUAUUGGGCAUUUAAGUGAGUUUGUUAGUGAUAUUAACAAGAUCUCUAAAUCAUACAAUGAAUCCUAUACAUCAUCAUCAAUUGUAGAGAUGGCUGCUGCAAAAAGUUUUGUACAGAAAAUUUUGACUACAAUGGGAUUUUCUAUUAAUACUCGAACUGAAAACAUAAUCAACUUGCAAGAAGAUGUAAACUUAAAUAACAUGAUUGAGAAAUUAGUUGAAAUUAGAUACAAUAUAAGACAGUUAGCCGCACUUGAUAAAAAUCAAAAUUUAUUUGAAAUUAGCGAUGAAAUUAGACAAGUUCUUAAAAAUGAAAAUAUUGAAAUUAAGGACCAUAAAAAAGGAAGCACUUGGAGUAAACUUAAAAAAAACGAUUAGAAAAAAUAAAGCAAGAUAUUAA
Molecule: messenger RNA, 1752 nt
Organism: Condylostylus longicornis
Lineage: Eukaryota; Metazoa; Arthropoda; Insecta; Diptera; Dolichopodidae
Gene: CysRS-m
Product: probable cysteine--tRNA ligase, mitochondrial
Exons: 1
Coding region: 120-1730 (536 amino acids)
Biological process (GO): cysteinyl-tRNA aminoacylation
Cellular component (GO): cytoplasm
Molecular function (GO): cysteine-tRNA ligase activity; ATP binding
Source: RefSeq, a predicted model, not a curated record